AUGGAUGCUUCCACUCAAAUGUCGGUGGAGAGGAAGAAUUUCUCGCAACAAAUUGGACACGAGGGCGAAUGGGAUACGAGCAGUUCAAGUUUGGGGGUGGAAAACGUGCAAAAAGAGAACAGGGAACAUGGAAGGGUCAAAUUCGUUCCAAUUUUGAAUCUCGAAAUGAGCAGCAAAAGAAAACAGAACGUGGGGACGCAAACUGGAGGCUGCUCAAAAGAAAAGGCUGUCCAAACGGAAUGGAGAUUGGAAACGAUAGAGAUACCUGAAUCACGGAAAAGCUCACGUCAAAAUGUGCUAUUGCUCCUAGCUCGCUCGUUCUGUUUUGAAAAGAUGCGACGCGAGUUUACAACUCCUCCACUUCUCUCGCCAAUAAAAGAAAAUAACUGCGAAAAUGGGGAUAUGGAAAAUGAUGACUGGACACAAUGGAAAGUGGGCGAGUUUAGAUGGAGCAUCGACAAUAAAGAAAAUAACUCAAAAGGAGAUGUAAAUGAGGGAAGAAAGAAAAGGGAGAAGAAUUGCGAAAUACAAGAAAUUACGCCUUCCAAGAGAAUAAAGGGGAUUCAGUGUCACAAGAAAGGAAGACAAAUUAACGAAAAGGAUCUGCAAACGCUCGUUGAGAAAAAUUGGGUGAACGACGAGGUCAUAAAUAUAUAUCUUGACAUGAUUAUGGAGAGAGGAAAUUUGGAGCAAAUUCAAUUUGAGAAGGUGUUUUGUUUCAACACAUUUUUUUUUCCGCGACUUCAUCUGAACGGAGAGGAGGCCGGGAGGAGAUGGACCAAGAAAGUAAACAUUUUCAAGUACGACAAGGUUUUUUUUCCCAUUCAUCUGGGAAAUCACUGGCGGAUGAUAAUUGCUGAUUUUGGAACCCAAAUUAUCACGUACUACGACAGUUUGAUGGGAGAAAAUUUGAGACACCUCGAAACUGUGCGUGACUACAUCACAUUUGAGGCUGUUCAGAAAAAUGAAGAUCGUUUCAAAGAGAACGAAUGGAAAUUUCGAGUCGAUAAAAGUGCUCCAAAACAAAAGAAUGGAUACGAUUGUGGAGUAUUUGUGUGUCUCUACGCGAAUUAUAUAUCCGUAAACAAGCCAUUCGAUUACGAUCAAGAUGAUAUUCCGAAAUUGCGUCUGAAGAUCAGCCAAGAAUUAAAAAACCAAGAGUUAGAUUAA
Venturia canescens is the source of this 1170-nucleotide messenger RNA. RefSeq names its product sentrin-specific protease 1-like. The transcript has a single exon. Bases 1 to 1170 code for a protein of 389 amino acids. Gene Ontology annotation, biological process: proteolysis; protein desumoylation. Gene Ontology annotation, cellular component: nucleus. The record is from RefSeq and is a predicted model, not a curated record. NCBI's taxonomy places the organism in Eukaryota, Metazoa, Arthropoda, Insecta, Hymenoptera, Ichneumonidae. Gene Ontology annotation, molecular function: deSUMOylase activity.